Molecule: messenger RNA, 768 nt
Organism: Monosiga brevicollis MX1
Lineage: Eukaryota; Choanoflagellata; Craspedida; Salpingoecidae
Exons: 1
Coding region: 1-768 (255 amino acids)
Biological process (GO): ubiquinone biosynthetic process
Cellular component (GO): mitochondrial inner membrane
Molecular function (GO): 3-demethoxyubiquinol 3-hydroxylase activity
Source: RefSeq, a predicted model, not a curated record
AUGGCAGAGCAGAGCCAUGGUGGAUUGAAUGACGCUUUGUCUUGGCUGGCUCUCACUGAGGGGCUUGUGCAACUUGAUGCUCCCAGGUCAUUUGCCGACAACAUGGGCAACCUCAUCAAUGGCGUGGCGCCGACGAGGCCCCUGCCGACACCUUUCCCUGUCUCGCCCAACGACUUUGCUGCUGCCAUGGCCGAGAUGGAUCAGGUCCGUCGCGAAGACCCGUGGCUGGUGCAGGCCCUUCGCUCUGACCACGCAGGGGAGCUGGCCGCCGUGUACAUUUACCGCGGCGCUCGCGACGCGGCUCGCCUCCGGCCCUUACCCGAGGGCGUGCACCACUUUGUCAACCAACACCUGGAGACGGAGCGGGGCCAUCUGCACUACUUUGAGACGUUGCUCGAGCGCCGCGAGCGGUCUUGGCUCUCGCCAGUCUGGCUCGUGGCAGGCUAUGCGCUCGGCUUCUUGCCCACCCUGGCCGGCCCUCAUGCCUUGUAUACCACCAUCCACGCUGUGGAGACCUAUGUUGAGGAACACUACAACCAUCACAUCACCCCAUUGCUCGCGCGAGGCCCCAAGAAUGCUUAUCCCAAGCUCACAGCAGCACUGCAGGAGUUCUGCUCGGACGAGGUCGAGCACGCCGUGGAUGCCGGAGACCGCUACGGCUUUCGCCAACUCGAAGAUGACUUGCAGGGCAUUACCUUGGCUCGUGCUUGGUCCUUCAUCGUGCGCCACGGUUCGGCUACUGCCGUCGCCAUUGCGAAGCAAAUAUGA